Elgaria multicarinata webbii is the source of this 685-nucleotide messenger RNA. RefSeq names its product cytosolic phospholipase A2 epsilon-like. The transcript has 7 exons. The record is from RefSeq and is a predicted model, not a curated record. Lineage: Eukaryota; Metazoa; Chordata; Lepidosauria; Squamata; Anguidae. The coding region runs from base 43 to 474 and encodes 143 amino acids.
GUACCAUCUGCUGCAUCUGAACUGUACACAUCAGAGAUUUAUAUGGGUUCAUCAGCAAACCUUCUCCAGGCACCGGUACCACCCUUCUGUUUGCUCUCUGUACAUAUCAUACGAAUAAGAAAUCUCUGGCAAGCAGAUGUGUUAAGCCAAAGUGAUUGUUACGUAAGUUUGAGGUUACCAACGGCUUCUUUUCAUGAUGUUCGGACAAAAACCAUCUCAAAUUGCGUAAAUCCAAUCUGGAAUGAAACUUUCUUCUUUAGGAUUCAGAAUAUGACUAAGAAUGUACUCGAAAUGAAAGUCUGUGAUGACGAUAGACCCUUCAGAGAUGACCAGCUUUGCACCAUCCUUUUUGACAUAGCUCAACUCCAACCUGGACAAACAGUUUGCAGACAUUUUGAACUGACUCAACAGAAAGAUGAGCUGCUAGAAGUGGAGUUUACUUUGGAACAGUUGCUCGGGAACUUUCCUGCUUAAAAGUAGAAGUGGAUGGAAAAGAAAGGUGGACAUUGUGCAGAAGGUGCCCCUUAGUAUUUACUGUAAAAGGAUCCUAUGAAGAUGUUUGCAACAUUUUACCGAAAUUGCAGGCUCCACCAAAUUCCGCAGUGUUCCACUAUGCCAAGUACUGUUGCCCUGAAAUGGAGGUGGCAUUACCAAAGAACUGCUCCUCCUGCGUGAGUGACUGUCA